CGCAUGCGCAGUAGGUGUAGUUGAAAAACAAGGGGCUGUCGGCUUGUUAUUAUUUUUUUGCUCAACAUUAGGGUUUGAGCGUCACGCUGAAUUGCCCUUCGUAAACCGACGUAAAGCUCAGCUUUCGGGUUUUACUGACAAACGCAGCGGCUACUAUGGGUGCCGCUUCGAGCACCGAGGCAGAAAGGGAACCGCUUCUUGUUCCUGCGCCCAUUGGGACGACUAACAGCCAGCCAGUCAACAGUCGGGUGUAUGGCAGAAGAUGGCUGGUUCUGACCCAGUUUUCCUUGCUGGCUCUAAUGCAGGGGAUGGUUUGGAACUUCUGGGGCCCCAUUCAAAACUCGGCUAUUAAAGCUUACGGCUUCACCAAGUCUGACAUUGCAGUUCUGGUGCUGUGGGGCCCGGUGGGUUUCUUCCCAUGGUUGCUGUUUAUGUGGCUAAUGGACAAAAGGGGCUUACGGGCUUCCCUCCUGCUCUCUGCCUUCUUCAUGCUGCUAGGAUCAGUCAUGCGAAGCAUCCCGCUGACCGACCUGCACCUCAGACGAUGGUUAAUACACGGAGGCCAGUUUCUAAACGGUUUGGCCGGGCCGACUAUAAUGAGUGCCGGACCCUUCCUCUCCACCACAUGGUUCGCCCCUGAUCAGAGAGCAACGGCCACCGCUGUGGCCUCACUAUUCUCCUACCUAGGAGGCGCCGCUUCCUUCAUCGUGGGACCUCUCAUCGUUCCGGCUCCCAAUGAAUCCCAGACGAGCACCACGACUGCAGCGCCGCUGUCCUUCACAUUCAUCCGAAGCAGGAUACAGAUGGUGCUGUAUGCAGAACUGGCAGUCAUCGCGGCGCUUUUUGCGACCGUCCUGAUCUACUUCCCAUCGCGCCCGCCAAUGCCCCCCAGCGUGGCCGCGGCAAGCCAGAGACUCAGUUACAGGAGCAGCAUCUGCAGACUCCUCAGCAACUUCCGGUUCCUGAUGAUUGCAUUGGCAUAUGCAGUCCCUACAGGAGUGAUCGCUGGCUGGUCUGGGGUCCUGGACAUGGUUCUUACACCAGCCAACGUCAGCCAGGUGGAUGCAGGCUGGAUAGGUUUUUGGUCUAUUGUCGGCGGAUGUGUGGUUGGAGUAGCAAUGGCCAGAUUUGCAGACUCCAUCCGUGGGAUGCUGAAGCUGAUCCUGGUGCUGAUGCUGGCCGGAGCCUCGCUGUCCUCCACGUGGUUUACUCUCACCUGUUUGAGCACAAUCACCCACCUCCCUGUCACCGCAGCCAUCCUUUACACGUCCUGCAUCCUGGUUGGCGUAUUCAUCAACAGCAGUGUGCCGAUAUUCUUCGAGCUGUUCAUUGAGACGGUGUACCCGGUCCCUGAAGGCAUCACCUGUGGAGUCGUCACAUUCCUAGGGAACUUGGCUGCUGGUCUUCUGCUCUUCUUCCUCACCUUUUACCCCACAAAUUUGUCGUGGCUGAACUGGUGCGUAACCGGCUCGUGCCUCUUCAGCCUCGUCACCGUCCUCUUCUUCAGGGAGUCCUACGACCGUCUCUACCUGGACGUCUUUGUCUCCGUGUGACACUGAUUAAGAAAAGGUCGAGGCCACUUAAAUACCCGCUCUUGCACAGUGAAGAGGACUAAAGGGACAUGAAGAGCAAGUUGGGAAGCUUAUGCUCUUUGUAAGCUGUAUUGUUUUUGGACAUGAAUGUGUAUAUAUGUGGUGAGGGUGAUAUCUGAGCAUAGGGAACCAUCUCUGUUUACACCUUAGAAGUAGUUAACUCGAGGUUCUAUGAUGGUUGACCUGUUUUUAAUGGUUCCUCUGUUUGUACGUCAGUUAAAAUCCUGUGAAAGAUUUCUCCCUCUGAGGUAGACCCGCAUAGAUGAACCGUUUGCUGUUUACAUGUAGUUUAAUAUAGAAAGGCACUUCCCUGGAAGCUUCCACGUGUCUCAUCUCUAAAGUAACCGGACUCUGCUUCAAGUUUACCAAAGGGACGUCAAACUGAAACCAAUUUUAACACAAAGCACCUGUCCUUCACAAAGAGGUAAGGGACAAUGAUGGACUAGUUUCCUCAGCCAAUGAGCUGGCCCAGCUGUCUGGAGCUAUCAACUUUGACGGCCCGUCUGGCCCUACAGCGUUAAGCAACCUGUGAUAUCGCCUGUCACUAAAAGGCAGCCUCUUGCAUUGUGUUUUAUCACCCUAUUAAAAUUAAUAUUAUGCAAAAAAAGAUCCAUCAGAUAAGGACUGGAUGCCAGCCAAAGACGUGAACUGUGACCGGACACACCUGCGCUUUCAGUUGGAUGAAAUCUUGGUGGUUUUAUUCAGCACCAUUUAGGACUAAUUAUCUGUGAAAUUUCAUUUUAAUUGAACAUUAAUUUUUUUUGUACAGUUUUUUGUUUUAUUAUUCACAUUUGUUGCUAAAGCGGUGUUCUGGUAUUUAUUGAAAAUAAGAUGCUUCGACACUAACAAGCUAACAACCACAAACAAGACAUUUGAUGUUAGAUUUUUUUUUUUAUAUAUAUAUACUAACGUGUGAACAUUUGGUUCCAUCCUCCUCUUUCAAAGCACCAGCAGCUUCCUUUGCAACAACUAAUAGGUUCAUAGAAAAAGGAGGCAAAGCAGAUUUUCUUAUGGACUUCUAACAAAAAGCAUCUCCGGAUCAAUAAAGCAGAUCUCCACUGCAGAGGAAAUGAGAAGUUAUAGUUUGGGUUUUUCUCCAGUAGCUACAGGAAGCAUUAUUUUUAUGUUUUCCCUCUGGAGAUAAAGAGAGGCGUGUAAUUUAUCCCUGGUGCUGUUUUUUUUUUCCUCUCUCGUCUUGUAAAGAAAAGGUUCUCUUUUACCCACAAAUGUGUUGCCUUAACAACCCAGUACCCCCCUCCCCAUCCCAUCGUCCACGCUGUGAAUAUUUUAUCUCUGGACUACGUCAGCGGUCAUCUUCCGCUUCUGUUACUACACCUAAGUUACACUGUGGAGUGUCCUGGGUUUCCUUAUCACUUUGAGUUUUGUGGGAUAAAACAAACUGCUUUCACAAAUGUCUGGCACCUUAAUAAAAGGAUCCUUUUACAAAAUAGA
Messenger RNA from Cyprinodon tularosa, 3044 nucleotides. RefSeq names its product solute carrier family 49 member 4 (gene slc49a4). Bases 156 to 1553 code for a protein of 465 amino acids. The transcript is spliced from 9 exons. The record is from RefSeq and is a predicted model, not a curated record. NCBI's taxonomy places the organism in Eukaryota, Metazoa, Chordata, Actinopteri, Cyprinodontiformes, Cyprinodontidae. Gene Ontology annotation, cellular component: membrane; intracellular membrane-bounded organelle.